ACAUCUUAGUUCCCACGUUUUUCUCUCUCUGAAUCUCUUUCUCUCUGUUUUGUUGAUUACGUUUCCUUUUUUUUUCUUAAUCUGUUUUUCCACUUUCUUCUCUUGGUCCCUUGCUGUCAUGGAAUCCAUGUCUUCUCUUCCCCAUCUCAAACACAUAGAGUAAUGGGGGAAACACGGUGUGCAUGGUUUUGAGUCUCUCACGUUAUUAAGAUCACAAUAUAAGAGAUAAUAAGACACAGGUAGAUACAACCAAUAUGUUGCAGAGAGCGGCAAGCAAUGCUUAUUCAUGGUGGUGGGUUAGUCACAUCAGAACAAAGCAAUCAAAAUGGAUGGAGCAAAACCUUCAAGAUAUGGAGGAAAAAGUGCAAACUGUGAUGAAGCUCUUAGAGGAAGAGGGAGACUCUUUUGCUAAGAGAGCAGAAAUGUAUUACAAAAGGAGACCGGAACUGAUAAGCUUUGUGGAGGAAUCAUUCAAGGCUUACCGAGCUUUAGCAGAACGAUAUGAUCACAUAUCCACAGAGUUACAAAAUGCCAACAACACUAUUGCUUCUGUCUUUCCAGAUCGCGUCCCACUUAUGGAUGAAGAUGAUGAUGAUGGUUCACCAAGGCCUGGAAGAAAAAAACCAGAAGGGUCCAAGAAAAAUAUUCCAAAACCUCCCCUUAAAGAUUUAAAAACUAUCAUAACAACAGCAGCAGCCACAAAGAAAUUUCAAUCCAAGAAGCCAGCUGCCACAGCAGCUUCUGCUGCUCCAAAAGUUCCUAAAUCUGGUUUGAGCAGAAAAGAGGCACGUGAAGAGGUUGACAAGCUGCAGAAAGAGAUUCUGGCUCUACAAACUGUGAAAGAGUUUGUAAAGAACUCUUAUGAUAAUGCCUUUUCUAGGUACUGGGAAACUGAGGAGCAAAUCAAGGAAUUGCAAGAGAGAGUUUCCACUCUGCAAGAUGAAAUUGGAGAAGGUGUGGUUAUUGAAGAUGAUGAAGCUCGCCAUUUGAUGGCAGAAACUGCACUUAAAUCAUGCCAAGACGCAUUGACACAAUUGCAAGAGAAACAGGAAAGAUCACUCGAUGAAACCAGAAUUGAAGCCAAAAGGGUAAAGGAUGUGAAGGCCAAGUUGGGUUCUCUCAUGGACGAGUUCCAUUAUGAUAAGAGCAAUUCCAAAGAGCCAAAGGUCCAAGGAGAUUUAAAAGAAAUAGCAGAAACAAAGGACUUGGAAGAAAAUGCGGAUGGAUUGACUCAGCAGAAACAGGAGUUGCAAUUAUUAAAGGAGAACAUUAAAGAGCACUUUGAGACUAGCUCCAAUUCUUCACUCAGUGUAGCAGAAAUGGCAGAGAAGAUUGAUGAGCUAGUGAACAAAGUGAUUAGCUUGGAAACUUCAGUAUCGUCCCAGACUGCUAUGGUAAAGAGAUUGAGAACAGAAACUGAUGAACUUCACGAGCAGAUUCGGGCUCUAGAAAACGAUAAGGAAAGUCUUAUCAAGGAUAAAAAUAAAUUGAACAACAAACUGAGAGAGAUGGAAGAAAAGCAGCAUCGAGUACAGGAUCUAAACCAAAUUGUUGAGGAACAGAAUAGCAAUCUCCAAAACCAAUUCACUGAAGCACAUAGUAAACUUGAUCAUCUCUCAGAGGAAAUCCAAAAUGUGCAGCUGGGUGAGGAGGCUAUGACCACAGAUUUAUCAAACCCGCAAAAAGAUUCAUCAAAUCAAGCUGAAUCAAAAUGUAAGUCUGAAGGACAAGUUCCUUUGAAUCAAGACGACUUGUUGAAUGAUAUUAAUUCUGAAAAGGUGCUUACAGCUGGUUUGGUUGCUGGUACAUCAGACAAGAAGCUUGAGGUCACUGACUCAACAUUUUCUUAUGAACCCAACAUCAGCGCUUCAUUGGAAAAUGAUGGUAAGUCAGUACAUGAUGUAAUAUCAAACAAGAAGCCUGUGGUCCCUGACUCACCAUUUGGUAAUGAACCCAAUGUCACCGGUUCAUUGGAAAAUGAUGUUAAGUCAGUAAAUGAGGUUAAGGUCACCAGUUCCUCAGAAAUGGAAGAGGCAACACUUGUGGAAAAACAAUCUACAGAAGAGUUAGAAGAAGAAGAAGAGAAGACAGUAAAUCCUAGCAAUGGUGAUGAAAAGGCAAUAGUUGCUGUGAGCAGUACUACAGAAAAUGAGGAAUUCAGUAAGCACCGGCCAAGCAACAAGGCAGAUAGUUCUUCGGAGAGUUUUGAGAAACCACAAGAAAAUGAUGCUAAGCAAAGUUCAUGCGAGAUAGAGAAUCUCAAAGAUAAUCACAAGAAGCAGGGAACAGCACAAGAAGAUGAACCUGAUUGGCGGCAAUUGUUCACAAAUGGAAUGCAGGAUAGAGAACAAGUUCUGCUGACCGAGUAUACUAAUACUCUCCGGAGUUAUAAAGAUGUGAAGAAGAGGCUGGCUGAAAUAGAGAAGAAAAAUCAAGACGGCAACUUUGAUUCAUCUUUGCAGCUAAAAGAACUGAAGACAGCUAAUGCCAUGAAAGAUGAAGAGAUAAGACUUCUGCGUCAGAAACUCGGUCUCCUGCAGAGAAGCUUGGAAGGAAAUGAGGACUUGCCGGAGUCACCUCCAGUACUGCCACCAGGAAGACAUGACAUUGAGAAACUACUAAAAAUUGAACCACGUGAAUCUACUUCUUCACCCAUUGAAGAGAAAUUCCGGUCAAACAUGGAUGAAAUUCUAGAGGAGAACUUAACUUUCUGGUUAAAAUUCAGUGCUUAUUUCUCUGAGAUACAGAAGUUUGAAACCACCGUCAAAGAUUUGCAAACCGAGUUAUCAAAUCUAGAGGAAAGAGGGAAGUCGUCAGAUAGUAAUAGUAACAUAAAGUAUGCUAUUAAAUCAGAUGCAAAACCGAUUUACAGACACCUAACAGAGAUCCAAACUCAAAUAACAAUCUGGAUGGAAAAAGGUGCUUUGCUGAAAGAAGAACUGCAACGUCGAUUCUCAUCUUUGUGUGAUAUCCAAGAAGAGAUAACAGCAGCACUGAAAGCCAGUGCUGAAGAUGAUGACUUCAGGUUCACAAGCUACCAGGCUGCCAAGUUCCAAGGUGAGACUUUGAACAUGAAACAGGAAAACAACAAGGUUGCUGAUGAACUUCAAGCGGGUUUAGAUAUUGUAUCGUCCCUCCAACUUGACGUAGAAAAGGCCCUGGUGAAGUUGAAUGAUGAAUUUGGGUUCUCAGCUUCAAAGAGACAACAAAAUGGCCAACUAAGACAAUCAGAAAAUCGGGCCAAGGUUCCUCUGAGGUCAUUUAUCUUUGGUGCCAAACCAAAGAAACAAUCGAUCUUCUCCUGUAUGACCCCUGGAAUGCAUAGGAAAUACCGGGCUGCCAAGGAGCACAGCCAUACGUAAAAUGCUUUCCUAGUUUGCUAUUGUGUUUCUUUAAUUUUUCAUCUGUGAGAAUUCUCUUAUCAGUUAUAUUAGGCAGUGUAUUGAGUACCCUUUUUUACAUGAAGGGAAGAUUCAUUCUUCAUUUUUUGCUUGUUUAUAAAUCAUAAGUUGGUGAAGUGUGAUAAUGUAGUAUUUUGCUUUA
Molecule: messenger RNA, 3543 nt
Organism: Cajanus cajan (pigeon pea)
Lineage: Eukaryota; Viridiplantae; Streptophyta; Magnoliopsida; Fabales; Fabaceae
Product: protein NETWORKED 2D
Molecular function (GO): actin binding
Source: RefSeq, a predicted model, not a curated record